UUCCAAUAUUCAACUUGCUUUUUCAGAUUCGUUGGUGAUUGUAUUCUCAGGUAGGAAACUCAUCGCAUUCAAAUACUAUUUGUAUGUUAGUGUAUAUUGAUGCUGUGGUGAGCAAUGUUCCUAUGAGCCUCUUGUUUAAUUUUUAGGAUGAAAAAUGUACCUUGUCUGUCGAGGAGUGUCUAUGAAGGACUUUGUGAGAAAGUAGGAAAUUCAACAAAGGUGAACUUCAGAAGGGAAGUAAUUGACAUUACUGAGGACUUAUUAAGUACUAGUAAUGUAUGUUUUGAAAACAGAUGCUACAAAUUUAAGUUGAGUGGAAGUUUCCGUGAAGGAUUCAGACUAAAGACUUCUGAUAUAGAUAUGCUUGGAUGGUGUCUAAGUGAUAAAGUCGUUUCCAAUCCUUCUCAAAUCUGUCUCUACCAUAACCCACACCACACAGUGAUACUGAUGGAGUGUGAUGAUCUACCCCCAGGGUUUACAAGACUGAAACUCAUUGUUCCAGGUCAUGUUUUUCAUGAAAUAUCUUGUGUAGAAAUUAAUGAUGAAUUAUAUGUUCCUAAUUAUUCAUUCACCAAAAAUAUGGUUAAAACAUUAGAAUCCACAGAUUUUAAUAGGACAUUUUACCAUGGACCUGCCAUAUCUAUGGUAUCUGCUUUACUGGAAACCGAUAUUGUUAUUUGUUUGAAGUCAGACCACUGGCCAGAUACAGCCAAACCAUGGAUACAAAGAUGUCAACAAUCAGGUUGGCCGGUAGAGACAGUUGUGUCACAAAUAGUGAAUUCUGGCUGCCAUGUUGUACCUAUUGGUAGUACAUCUGAUGAGAAUUUGGAAUGGCGAAUCUCAUUUUCAAAUGCCGAACAAAUGAUUGUAUAUUCACUUAAUCAUUGCCAAUUUAUAUGUUAUGGUCUAUUAAAAAUAUUUCUCAAGGAAGUCAUCAAUGAACAAAGCAAGUCGCCAAUAUUGUGUUCAUAUUUCAUAAAAACAGUUCUAUUUUGGGUCAUCCAGAAUGACAGAACUCUUAAAUGGACCCCAGAGAACCUGCUUUGCUGUUUCUGGAACUGUUUCAAAUUACUUAUUCACUGGGUCAAUACAGGUUGUUGUCCAAAUUUUUUUAUUCCACAGAACAAUAUGUUUAAAGUAAAAGUCACUGGGCAUGCACAGGCUGCAUUAUUUGAUCAGUUAUAUGAUUUUUAUGCCAAUGGGAUUGAGUGUCUGUGUUUAAGUCCAACAAUCAAACUUUAUUUUAAUGAUGCAAUCAUCAACAAAAAUUUGCCAUUCAUGCAGGAAACAAGUAGAUAUCUGAAUGACGUUCACGUUUUAGAAGAAUUACAAACAAUAGGAAAAAUUGUAACACCACUUACUGUAAAAAAUUUAGAAGAAGUUGUCGUGUUCAUGAACAGAAUAGAAAAAUUUCUCAAAGGAAAUAUCACAAAAUAUCAAGCAGCGAUAGUGCAAUACAUGACAGCAUUAAUAAUUCGUUAUGCUGGAAUGAUACUACAACGUAUGUUACAAAAGAAAAUGUGUAGAAAACACACUUAUUUGACAAAAAAGUGGGCAUGUUCCAUGUUUAAAUUUUCUUCUGCAAUAGGCAGUGUGCCUGAGCAUCUUUAUCUAGCCAUGUACUAUUAUGGAGACGGUCAGUAUGAACAAUCACUGAGAUGUACACAGAGGGCAAGACCUUGCUCCGUGGAAGUAAAGUCAUUUAAUGCUAUGAUGAGAAAAUGCAUGAUCUAUUUCAUUAAUAUAGGUAAUGCGGACACGUUUUUCGGUGAGCUUGUGAUAGAGCAGAAUGCAAACGAAGAGAUUAGUGGUAAAUCUGGCGAAUUAAUCAUUCCUUUUAAUGUGAUGUUACACAUGAUGUUGAUACUGAAUUACCAUAAAUUAGGUGCGAGAGUCUUGGCACAACAGUCUCUACAGGACCUCCGCACACUGCUGCACAAUGGUAAAAGGUCACAUGUUCCCACCAUAUUUAGAGAAAUAUAUCCAUACGUUUACGCUCGGCUGCGUAUUUAUGGUGAUCCAUACUAUGAUGUUCCGUACGCGGACAUAUCAUGGCAGAUACUUGGGAUUUGUCAACAUAUCUGUGGGGACUACUUGGGAGCUCUAAACUCAUACCAGCGUUCACUGGCCGUUAAGUCGUUUCAUAGAAUUCACAAGGCAACUUAUCUAAGAAUGCUAAUAUCACUCUUUGCUCUUAUACAAAGCCGCUCAAAAUACUGGGAUGGUUAACCGCCAAUAAGAGUUAUUUGUAAUACGAAGUACAGCUGCAAUAGAUAGCCCCUUAAAGCGUCUAAAACUCUUAAGAAAUCUCAUGUUUACAUACGAGUUUACUAGCUGUGACUUUGAUAAAUAAUAUGUGUGCUUUUCAAAGAGCAUUUCAUUCUCAGUGUCAGGUAAAUCAGCUGUGCUAUGUGUAUGUGUAAAUACGAUAUGCAUGUAUAUACAUUAUGAUGUACUGUAUUUUUUACAACUUCACUUCGAUAUCGGUUGUAUAUAUUUUUUUAAAUAUUCAUCAUCAAGUAUUGUAUACAUACUAUGCUAUACAUGCUAUACAUUUUCUGAGUACCAUUUGUUUUUAUCCAUCCCAUUGUUUUUGCAAUCAGUCAUGAAUUAUAUUUUUUUCGAUUUCUGAAAUGACACUCAUAAGCAAUUUAUUUCCAGUCACUUCACUCGACGCCAAAUCAGUGUUUCGAUAGUUUGUUUUUAA
This is a messenger RNA of Magallana angulata, 2707 nucleotides long. RefSeq lists its product as uncharacterized. Lineage: Eukaryota; Metazoa; Mollusca; Bivalvia; Ostreida; Ostreidae. The record is from RefSeq and is a predicted model, not a curated record. Bases 148 to 2229 code for a protein of 693 amino acids. The transcript has a single exon.